AUGCGGUCACUAAUAGCGAAUCUACUAACCGCACUAGUAGCUUUGACUUCAGUGGCACAUUCGGCGCGAGAAAAUGCACAGGAGUACGAAGCUCUUUGUGCAGCAUAUCAGGCAGCGACAGGCACCAUUGAACCGGCGGAUUUCAAUACCGCGCAGGCAGAUGCAGAAGUACCGACAGCUGUGAAGGCACUGUACGCGGCAACCAUACCAGACGAACACUACAAUAAUAAAACCUUUGGCAUCUUCACAACCGACACAGAAUUUACAGCAGUCAAAGAUACAGUAAAAACCGAAAAAAACAUUGACAAGUCUCCAGUUUACACCAGGCCUCCGGAAAGCCCAGGUAAGCGCGCUGCACUCACUGCUUUAGAAAGGCUGUACAACUCAACGAAAGCAACAGCUGGCCAAGCAGCCGAGAAACAAAAGGAGCUACAAAGCUUAAAAGAAAAGGCCGAAAAAUUCUUAAAAGCAGCGGUUUUCGGACAUGAAACGGCCACCGAAGCAAAAGAAGAAAAUUUCGACACCCGGGCCAACGCAUGCAACGGCGGCGGCAAUGCAAAGGCUGCCAGCCAAAAUCUAGCACAAGCGCUAGCAUGCGUUUGCGGCACAGCAAGCACCAACAACGGGAUCUGCGUCCAAGGGGAGGACCAAGCCAACUACGGCACAGGCAGCGGCGCUAGCGCUGGCGUCAGCGCCUAUAAAGCCAUAGUAGCAAAAUGUCAACCCGCCACCGAACCAAAAAAAGUCACGGCAGAACUGUUGACAGCGGCAGUCAGCCAAGUAGAAUCCGUGCUCGGCAACAAAGCCUUCACAGGCCACACCAACAACGGAAGGUACGUCCUAGGAAACGGCGCGGCAGCGAACUGCAAUGGCGGGGACAGUUCAGCCACUUGCAUUGAUUACACGACAACAGUGGGAACAGGAACAUUCCACAAAGUAAAAUGGGUCGAAAACAUGCUCCAAGCAACGAAGGAACUGAAAAAAGCAUAUACCAUAAGAGCGGAGCAAGCCAAAAUGCAGGCCCAGCUGGAAGCAGCAGAGGCUCAAGCGUGGCAGCUACGCGACACUCUGGCCAUAGCCACUAUAACCGCAGCACAUGCAGCAGAAACUAUCAAACCUUCCAAGCGCCAACGACAAGAAACAAUCGACUCCAAAGAAGCAGAGUGCAAUACCAAAGACAAAGACACAGAUUGCAAACCGCCAUGCGCGUGGAAUGCCGAAGCAAAAGAUGAGAAAAAAAGGUGCACAUUGAGCGAGAAAGGCAAAGAGGCAGCAGAAAAAGUAGCAGCAAACCAAGCAGGGACAGAUGGUAAAAAUGAAUCAAAAUGUGGCGAGGCGAAAACAGAAGACGAAUGCAAAAAGGUCCCGGGCAAGACACCAGAGGGAAAGAAAGCCGUUUGUGGAUGGAUUGAAGGCAAAUGUCAGGAUUCCUCAAUUCUAGCAAGCAAACAAUUCGCCCUCAGCGUGGUUUCUGCUGCAUUUGUGGCCUUGCUUUUUUAA
Trypanosoma brucei brucei TREU927 is the source of this 1500-nucleotide messenger RNA. Its product is annotated as variant surface glycoprotein. Bases 1 to 1500 code for a protein of 499 amino acids. The record is from RefSeq and is a predicted model, not a curated record. The transcript has a single exon. NCBI's taxonomy places the organism in Eukaryota, Euglenozoa, Kinetoplastea, Trypanosomatida, Trypanosomatidae.